GUGGCUAAUGCGAGCACUCGGGCAACGGCGCGAGACGAGCGCGGGCGAUUGCGCUAGCGAGCCCGACGUGGCGGAAGAAAGGAAACAUAUUGCUGCCUUUAUCAUCACAGCGAAAAUAUUUACAUUGUUUUCCAUGAAACUAUUGUGAUCAAAUAAAAUAUGUCAGUCAUAUAAUUACCUCAGGAACAAUUAUUGUUGCAGUGUCAUGUUUUAUGUUUAGUGUUUUUAUUUUUGUUGCCAAUGUGCGUCCGAUUACCUCGCUCUUUAGGAACAUUUAGAUUGGACAGUUAUUUUUUUACAAUUAAAAAUAUGCAAAAUUGCCGCGGCAGACGAGGUAGAUAGUCGAAAGGAUGGCGGGUCUCGGAGACAGAAGUACCGGGCCAGCGAGUUUGGAGUAUAUGGAAGAUCCUUACUUUGUGCCACCUGAUGAUGAUUCCACUCCUAGCUUUGACGUCGCAGUAGAUGAAUUGGACGAAUUAGAAGAAAUUGUGAACUGGACACCUGACGAUGCGGAAGCUGAAUGGCGUUCCUUGCCAGAACUAGCCGAAUCUGCCUUAUGUAUAGAAACAGAAUUUUACAUGGACAAUCGUCGCCGUCGACUUCGUAUAUUUAGAAAAAAAAUGCGUGAAGUUCGGGUUACAUUUCAAGAUUUAACAAAACCGUAUCUUGCCAAAGUGUCGAGCCACACAAAUUACAAAAAGUUUUUAGGAAUAACUCCAGGAGCUGAAGAAGCGAUGCCUGGCAGCGGCGCAGGCGACGCGCACGUCGUCGACGAGCUGGCCGGGCUGACCCCGGAACAAGCGGAGCAGCUCAAAGCCGAAUGGAGCCGUGAGCUGGCCAGAGUGGAGGACGAGAUCGCGACACUCCGCACCGUGCUGCAGAGUAAAAUCCGCCAAAGUUCCGAGUUGAAACGAAAGCUUGGCAUCACCGUCUGGAAGGAGAUCACCGAAGACGUCAAUCAAGGAUUGAAAAACGUUAAAGAGAGCCAAGUAUACCAAAAAACCGAAUCUGUGAUAAAGUCGACUGCGGAGAAGACGACAUCGAUCCUCGGCGGGCUGACGGCCGGCGUCACGCAGAAGAUUGGCCAAAUGCGAAACUCCGACUCGUUCCGCUCUAUCGAGGAACGUAUGGGAUACGCGUAUGAGAACGUUAAGGGUAAAGUAUCGUCCAGAUCGAACUCGACGCAGAGCUUCGACGAGGCGCUGCGCGACGCGAGCCGCGGCGCCAGCGGGGCCACCUCGCCCACCAUCCCCGAGAACAAGCCGCUGCCUUAGUGCGAGUGCGACCCACACACCUACCCCGUCUCGCUCCCACACACACCACGCUAUACUAUGUGCUAAUAAAGUUGGAACACACACGAGUUUUAUUUCUAUGUAAUGACAGAUUUUUUGCAAUUUCAACAAUUAAUACUUGUAAUAUUAACAUGGGAUAAAUAAUCCCCAUUUCGAAAUACAAUUUUACCUAGAUAUGUUUUUCAUCGGAACUUCUAGGAUAAAUGAACUGACAGGGAUUUUUCUAUAAUUAUUACCGCAGCACUAUUAUAUAAACCCCACAAUAAUUAUUGUAGACUUAAGAUUAUUGUGCCCCGGGUCUUAUGAACGGUGUCUAAUGUACAAUUUAAAAGUACUUUAUCUGUCAUUGAGGCGUCUUGUGGCGUGGUGAACUAACGGGCGAGCCUUGAAUUAAAUUGGGAUUGUAUUCUGUUUCUUUCGUGAUGUGUAUCUUGCAUUCCGACUAAUAUUUAUUAAAAUCUUUAUAAUCUAUGUGUUAUAUGCGAGAAAACAACGUAAAAAAGAAGCAGGAUCGAGGCACGGUGUCCACAAUUAAAAGCUUUGCAAAAGAAUUUUAUAUACUCUAUAUACUUGUUAGUAUCACGUUGUUGUAAUUUAAUAUAACUACGUAUAAUUGUCAACUUGCCCGAUGCCUGUGUGCAGUUCAAAAUGAUAAAGAUAUUUUUAUAAGAUGCUUAGCUUUCCUUAUAAAUAUUUCCAUUAUUUACAUUGAUACAUUUUAAAUGGAAAAUAAAGUUUAUGUACUAAAUGA
Messenger RNA from Colias croceus (clouded yellow), 2043 nucleotides. RefSeq names its product tumor protein D52. The coding region runs from base 351 to 1274 and encodes 307 amino acids. NCBI's taxonomy places the organism in Eukaryota, Metazoa, Arthropoda, Insecta, Lepidoptera, Pieridae. The record is from RefSeq and is a predicted model, not a curated record. Gene Ontology annotation, cellular component: cytoplasm. The transcript is spliced from 5 exons.